AUGACCGACCCGCCUCCACUUCAGGCCACCUUUGUGGGGGUGAGCACGAUCCUCUUCUCGGCCGGCCAGGACGCGAUCCUCAUCGACGGCUUCUUCACGAGGCCGUCGUACCUGCCCGUGUUCCUGGGCAAGAUCCAGCCUGACGAGAAGAUAGUCGCGGAAAGCCUCACGCGCCUGGGGGUCGCCGAGGCGGAGAUGGAGACAGAGACGAGCCCGAAGUCAGACUCGCGGACGCUGCACGCAGUCCUGGUGGCCCAUACACACUUCGACCACGCGCUCGACGCGCCGCUCGUGUGUAAGCGGACGGGGGCGAGGCUGGUGGGCUCCGAGUCGCUGCACAACCUCGGCAGGGGCCAGGGCGUGCCCGAGGGGCAGAUAGUGCUCGCCAGGGACGGGGCGGUGCUGGACUACGGGGCGCUGCGGGUGAGGGUGUGGGAGGGGAUCCACUCGCCCGGGGACGUGGCGCCGGGGGACAUCGAGGGCCCGCUCGCGAUGCCGACGCCGUUCAAGGCGCUCAAGACUGGGAGAUGCUACAGCUUUCUGGUAGAGCACCGAGGACGCCGAGCAUUUGUGCACCCGAGCGCCAACUACGUGAAGGACAAAUUCGGCGGGGUAGGAGAGGUGGACUGGUUGUUCCUGGGGGUCGGGGUGUUGGGCAAGCAGUCGGCCGACUUCAGGGACGAGUACUGGAAGGAGGUUGUUGAGGUGCUGGGCCCGAAGCAUGUGGUGCCAAUCCAUUGGGACAACUUCUGGAAGCCCCUGAGCACGCCGUUGUUGCCGCUCCCAUGGUUCCUGGACAGGUUCUCUGUCGCAGAAGAGUGGCUUGGCGAAAAGUGCAAGGCUGCGGGCAUCACGAUCCAUAUGAUGCAGGCUUGGGACGUCAUGGACUGUACAUAG
Diaporthe amygdali is the source of this 897-nucleotide messenger RNA. RefSeq lists its product as uncharacterized. NCBI's taxonomy places the organism in Eukaryota, Fungi, Ascomycota, Sordariomycetes, Diaporthales, Diaporthaceae. The coding region runs from base 1 to 897 and encodes 298 amino acids. The record is from RefSeq and is a predicted model, not a curated record. The transcript has a single exon.